This is a messenger RNA of Rotaria sordida, 1254 nucleotides long. Lineage: Eukaryota; Metazoa; Rotifera; Eurotatoria; Philodinida; Philodinidae. The record is from the annotation of a GenBank genome assembly.
AUGAUGAUCGGAUCUUGGCAUGUUUACAAGGCUUUAACUCCAACCUCUAAUAAAUCUCAAGAAUUAAUUGAUAAUCAACAAAGCGAAGACGAAUAUUAUUAUAGUGAAAUGGCUGCAUUUAAUCGACAAAAUGGAAAUACAAGUGAAACACGAUCAAUUGGUGGUGGUAGUUUAACAGAUGAUGAAUCAAAUAUAUCAGAUAAAAUACGUACAAAUUUAAUAAUUAAUUAUUUACCACAAACAAUGACACAAGAUGAAAUCAAAGAUUUAUUUGGUACAAUUGGUGCUAUUGAAUCAUGUAAACUUGUACGAGAUAAAACAACAGGUCAAAGUCUUGGUUAUGGUUUUGUUAAUUUUAUUCGUAUUGAAGAUGCUGAUAAAGCUGUUAAAACAAUGAAUGGUCUUCGAUUACAAAAUAAAACAAUUAAAGUUUCUUUUGCUCGUCCCUCUUCGGAGUCAAUCAAAUUUUCCAAUCUUUAUAUUUCAAAUCUCCCACGUUCGAUGACUCAGCAGGAACUUGAGAGUAUGUUUGCUGAUUUUGGUUGUAUUAUUUCGUCGAAAAUUCUUUGCAAUCCGAAAGCAGGUACAUCAAAAAGUGUAGGAUUUAUUCGUUUUGAUCAACGAUCAGAAGCUGAAGUGGCUAUUAGUAAACUUAAUGGCACUAUUCCAAAAGGUUUUGCCGAUCCAGUAAAUGUGAAAUUUGCUAAUACACCAAAUGCUGCUAAAUCCAUGAUUGGUCUACCAUUAGCACCAUCUUAUUUAUCCGGUAUUCCAACACCACAACAACCUGUACUUACAACUGUACCAUCUAUUCGUCAACAAUUAAACAGGUACAGAGAAACGCACGAACGAUCAAAAUAUCGAUAUUCACCUUUAUCACCUGCUGAUUUCUUUGCUGCUGCUGCUACAGCUUCUUAUUUACCGGCUGCUGCUGCUGCAGCAGCAUCAGCUACAACAUUAUCACCAACAACUGAUAUAGCAGCUGUUGGUUGGUGUAUAUUUGUUUAUAAUUUAGCACCUGAAACUGAAGAAAGUAUUUUAUGGCAAUUAUUUGGACCAUUUGGUGCUGUACAAAAUGUUAAAAUAAUUCGUGAUUUUCAAACACAAAAAUGUAAAGGUUUUGGUUUUGUAACAAUGACUAAUUAUGAUGAAGCUUUAAUGGCAAUUAAUUCACUUAAUGGUUUUACACUUGGUAAUCGUGUAUUACAAGUAUCAUUUAAAACAAAUAAACCAAUACCUAUUCGUGCUUUCUAG